AUGCACGGUUAUGUCCACCGUCCGCUGGCGCCCCAUCAUCUCAAAACAAAAAAAGCGUCUCCCUUUGCUGUGCAGCCUGAGCCAACUCCGCCUCCAGCUUCUCCCCUCUUCUUCCUCAGCUCCGGUCCCCCUCCCUCUACUCUAGGGCAGAGAGGCGAUUCCUCCACCUUGCCGCCUUCUAGAACCUUCCACGCCCUGCGCGCUCCGCUCCUCCUCGGCUCCCUCUCCUCCGUCUCCCCGCUCCCCGCUCACUCUGCAACGACGAGGAUGGUCUCCAUCCAUGCGCCGCCGCCGACCCUGUCCUGGGCCAGAAUGCUGGCCUGUGUCCUCUUCUGGGCCUCAAUCCCCAUACGACGCCCAUCCCAAGGCCCAACUCCACGCUCCUCCCGCUCGUUAAAUUUCCCCCUCUUCUCCUCCCCCUUCCCUGCUUCCCCUGUUUCGCGAUCGCCCGCUUCGUCUCCGACUCCGAGCUCCACCUCGCACCGCCUUCUCCCGCACUCCGCUCCACGCGCAGGCGGAGGGAUUGGGCAACAAGAAGCACCUCCUUCUCGUUGCAGGCUUCUCCCACCACCAACAAGGGCACCGCGCCGUCAAGGACCAAGAAGGGGCACCGCAGGAAGGCGCCAAGGGCCAACAAGGACUAGAAGAAGAAGAAGAAGCGUCGACGGCCAACAAGGCCGCGGCAGCAGAAGAAGAGGAAGAAGAAGGCGUCUCCGACCUCCAAGAAGCUACCCGCAACGACCCCUCCCCGCUCCAGCAAGUGCAGCCGGAGCUGCGGAUUCCGACCAUGCUGACUUCCCUGUCGGCCUUUGUCCAGGAGUUGUUCCGCCUACUGCAGAUGCCGACCAUGCCGGCCUGGCUGUCGGCCUUUUUCCAGCGGUCCCGGACCGACGACGCCCCCGCUGA
This is a messenger RNA of Lolium rigidum, 906 nucleotides long. Its product is annotated as proline-rich receptor-like protein kinase PERK8. The transcript has 4 exons. Bases 1 to 906 code for a protein of 301 amino acids. Lineage: Eukaryota; Viridiplantae; Streptophyta; Magnoliopsida; Poales; Poaceae. The record is from RefSeq and is a predicted model, not a curated record.